AUGAGGAAGGUGUGGGCUGAUGAUGAAGUAAACAGUAGGAAGAGGUGGGCUGAUGAUGUAGUAAACAGGAGGAAGAGGUGGGCUGAUGAUGAAGUAAACAGUAGGAAGAGGUGGGCUGAUGAUGUAGUUAACAGUAGGAAGGUGUGGGCUGAUGAUAUAGUUAACAGAAGGAAGAGGUGGGCUGAUGAUGAAAUAAACAGUAGGAAGAGGUGGGCUGAUGAUUUAGUAAACAGGAGGAAGAGGUGGUCUGAUGAUUUAGUAAACAGUAGGAAGAGGUGGGCUGAUGAUGUAGUUAACAGUAGGAAGGUGUGGGCUGAUGAUAUAGUUAACAGUAGGAAGAGGUGGGCUGAUGAUGUAGUAAACACAAGUAAAGUGAAGGAAGGGAUGGGCUGGUGUUGUAGUAAACAGGAGGAAGAGGUGGGCUUAUGA
This is a messenger RNA of Ylistrum balloti, 429 nucleotides long. Its product is annotated as snake venom metalloprotease inhibitor 02A10-like. The transcript has a single exon. The record is from RefSeq and is a predicted model, not a curated record. Bases 1 to 429 code for a protein of 142 amino acids. Lineage: Eukaryota; Metazoa; Mollusca; Bivalvia; Pectinida; Pectinidae.